This is a messenger RNA of Microbotryum saponariae, 2899 nucleotides long. NCBI's taxonomy places the organism in Eukaryota, Fungi, Basidiomycota, Microbotryomycetes, Microbotryales, Microbotryaceae. The record is from the annotation of a GenBank genome assembly.
AUGUCCCACAGUUCCCCAGGGUCGAGGCGAGCGUCCCUCGGGGGCACGCCCUCACCUCUGCGAUCGCCGGCGGCGCCGUCGGCGCAAGCGCACCCCUUCUUCACCAACUACGCCAAUCCUCCCUUGACCACAUCGGGAGCAACUGGCGCACCGUCGUCAACCUUUGUCACGCGGCAGCAAUUCGACUUUAUGCGGCGGCGGUCGGUCGACGUCGGCGUCCUUGGUGUGGGGAUGCAUCGUCAGGGUAAUGGCGCACCGAGUCGAAGAGUGCGGGAAGCGGUGGGGCCGGAUGCAGGAGACAAAGAGUUCGGUCUCGUAGGUGCGGGCGCCAAAGGAGGUAAAGAUCGAUUGUAAGUGGCAGGUAUUUGAGGCCGUUGACGCGCAAAGGGUUUGACCGCUCGCUCGAGACGAUGUGGUACUGACGCCAUUGAGAAUUUUGGGCAUUCUACUAUGGCGUAUGUUUUCAGACUUGGACGGCAUCUGGCAUCGCUACUCGCACAUUCGCUCUCCCUGUGCUCCGAGCCGCAACCUCCCCCGACCGACGAGGUACAUUUCGACACCGACCCGCUCGCGUCCGACGAAGGGAGGAUCCCAACCAAAGUUUUGCCCCCGAUUCCAGGAUCGGUUGAUUCCUCGCCAAGUGCUUCGCGCAACACGUCCGUAUCGACGGGUUCGUUAUCAUUCAGCGCGGCCGGCUCCUCGCUGUCCGAGCGCAUCGAUGAGCCUGCGGGCGCCGUCCCCCCGCUGCACGCCAGCGCCCCCAGCGCCCCCAAAGCCACCUCUUUUCCCGUCAUUUCGGAAGCAAAGCGCUGCAAGCUGAUCGCGAGUCUGCAGUCGUGGUCGUUCAACGCGAUGGGCCACUCAUCCGACGACCUGUUGAGCUGCGUCGGCAUCAUCUUCGAGGGCGUGCGCAACAUGGAGGGCGUCGACUUUGACCUCACGCAAUACAGGUCGCUCUUGCUGCUUCUACGCUCUGCCUACCACGCUCGCAACGGCUACCACAAUUUUUCACAUGCCACCGAUGUCACGCAAGCGUGCUACUCCUUCCUCGUGCGGAUGGGGUUAGCUCCACCCCUGUACCUGCUCUGCGAGGACGACUACGAUGCGAACCUUGGCGAGGGGAGACGAAAGUGGCGACGCAACCGUGCCGUCGAAGAGAGCGGCAUGGGGGAGCUUUUGCGCCCUAUGGACGUGUUUGCUCUCAUGGUCGCCGCGAUCGGCCACGACGUUGGCCAUCCGGGCCUCAGCAAUGCCUACAUGGUAUGUUCUGUUGCCUGAUGCAAGUUCGCACCCUUCAAUAGAUCACUGACCCGUUCUUCCCGCACCCGCACGAUAGAUCAACGCUCGUACACCCGUCGCGCAGAUCUACGACAGUUCCGUGUUGGAGAAUUUCCACACCGUGACGCUGAUCCAUAUGCUGCGGCGAUCCGGGUUUGGCCACCUCCUCGGCGGUGAAUUCGGGUGCCUGGGCGAGAACGCGACCGAGUUCCGCAAGGUGCUCGAGGCCUCGAUCCUGGCGACCGACAUGUCGCGCCAUUUCAGCUUCGUCAACGAAAUCACCGACCUAGGCCGACGCUUCGAUGAGCGCCGAGAGUCAGACCUCGGCAGCCUCGAAUCCGAUCGACUGCUGCUGUGCUCGGGCCUCAUGAAGUGCGCCGACAUUUCGAACCCAACGCGUCCGCAUCGCAUAUCGAGGGCAUGGUCGACGGCUCUGCUCGAGGAAUGGAGCGUCCAAGCCGCGACCGAGCGACAAUAUGGUCUCCCCAUUUCGGUGAUGACGAUUGAUCACGUCGACACCAAGGCGCAGGCCAAGAGCCAGGUCGGCUUCAUUGACUUGUUCGCCAAGCCGCUGUUUGAUGCCAUGGCUAAAGUCGUCGAUGGUGAGUUUCUCUGGUGGGAUGGAAACCAUCCGCACUGCAAGCGCUGACCCUCUCUUGGUCUUUGACGGCAGAAUUUGCCGACUUUGCUGAAAAACUGCGCGACGGCCGAAUCGCUUGGGAGGCCAUCUCCCUCCAGGGUGACGAAGCGUUUCGACAGGCACCACUCGGCAAGGAAUUCGAGCUUUCGCCUGCUCCUGUACCCAGAGCGCCCUCGAGAAACUCGUCGGGAGCCCCUGCCGAAGGCGGUGUCGAAGAUGAAUCGCCAGCAACUCCUCGAAUCGACUCGCACUCUGGGGCGCCUCGACCCUCAUCCCCGCUCCCGCCAUCGGCCACCACUCCACAACCCGGCAAAUCGCCUGCGUCCCUUCCGAGCUCACGAGGAUACCCCGAUGACAGUAUCCCUCCUGUCCCUGUACGGCCUAUCCCCGUUCGAGGCCGUCCAUCUCCUAUUCGUCCUGACCACAUUGUUCGACACAACCGCCAGUUUUCGUCCGAGUCGUCGUCGUCGACAAACCUGUCGCCGCUCUCGCCUCUCUUCCCCGCCUCCGUCUCGUCAAUUGCCACGGGCACGUCUGUGACGGCCUCGACCCCGUCCGAGUAUGCCUCGCCGUUUCCGACCGCUCGUGGUGGACUUGGCCACCCGUCGGCUCAGCUGGGCAGCGAUCUCUCGGCCUCGUUCAAGGCGACGUGUGGCGGCGCCUGCACCACUACGACGGCCAUGUGCGAGGUGUGUGCCCGCAAAAUUGAGGCCGCCGCUGUUCGGCGAGGAUCCUUGGGCCGCGCUUUGGCCGGGAUCGAGCAACGUGAGGCCGAGGAGCUCGAACAAGCCGAGUACGACGGCGAGGAUGCGGUCAUCGAGACCGAUCCAUCGAUCUGGCCACCUUAUCCCUUCAUGUGGGUUCGCGGGAUGCGUUUCUUUGUUCUUUUUAAUUGAGUUGAAGGAUGCUAACGAUGUGCUGUUCCUCUGCAGGCCCACUCGCGCAUCUGCUCAGUCGCCUUUGGCUUCGGCGAUGGGCUGA